Messenger RNA from Hypanus sabinus (Atlantic stingray), 3009 nucleotides. Its product is annotated as mucin-2-like. The record is from RefSeq and is a predicted model, not a curated record. NCBI's taxonomy places the organism in Eukaryota, Metazoa, Chordata, Chondrichthyes, Myliobatiformes, Dasyatidae. Bases 1 to 3009 code for a protein of 1002 amino acids. The transcript is spliced from 9 exons.
AUGACCAAUAAGAAUAAUGUCCAUAGCAAUCAGUACAAUGACCCCAUUGACCAGUACACAAAAAAACACCGAUACCAAAGAGAACUGAACACUGACCAGCACAUCGACCACAGUGACAGUGCAUCGACCACAGAAACCAUAAAACCGACCAGCAUAUCAACCACAGAGACCAAGACCAGUACACUGACCAGCACAUCCACCAAAGAGACCAGUACACCAACCACAUUGACCACAGAGACCAGUAUACCGACCAGUACAUCGACCACAGUGACCAGAACACCGACCAGUACAUCGACCACAGUGACCAGAACACCGACCAGCACAGCCACCACAGAGACCAGUACACUGACCAGCACAUCAACCACAGUGACCAGUACACCGACCAGCACAGCCACCACAGAGACCAGUACACUGACCAGCACAUCGACCACAGAGACCAGUACACCGACCACAUCAUCCACAGUGACCUGUACAUCGUCCACAUUGACCACAGAGUCCAGUACACCGACCAGCACAUCGACCACAGAGACCAGUACACCGACCACAUCGUCCACAGUGACCAGUACAUCGUCCACAUUGACCACAGAUACAUCUACCACAGUGACCAGUACACUGACCAGCACAUCGACCACAGAGACUAGUACACCGACCAGCACAUCGACCACAGAGACCACCACCACAGAGACCAGUACACUGACCAGCACAUCCACCACAGAGACCACCACCACAGAGACCACUACACUGACCAGCACAUCGACCACAGAGACCAGUACACCGACCACAUUGACCACAGAGACCAGUACACCGACCAGCACAUCGACCACAGAGACCAGUACACUAACAACAACAUCGACCACAGUGACCAGUACACUGACAAGUACAUCAACCACAGAGACCAGUACACUGACCAGCACAUUCACCACAAAGACCAGUACACCAACCACAUUGACCACAGAGACCAGUAUACCGACCAGUACAUCGACCACAGAGACCAGUACACUGACCAGCACAUCCACCACAGAGACCAGUACACCGACCACAUCUACACCGACCAGCACAUCGACCACAGUGACCAGUACACCAAGCAGCACAUUGUCCACAGUGACCAGUACACUGACCAGCACAUCCACCACAGAGACCAGUACACCAACCACAUUGACCACAGAGACCAGUACACCGACCAGUACAUCAACCACAGUGACCAGUACACCGACCACAAUGACCAGUACACCGACCAGUACAUCGACCACAGUGACUAGUACACCGACCAGUACAUCAACCACAGUGACCAGUACACCGACCACAGUGACCAGUACACCGACCAGUACAUCGACCACAGUGACCAGUACACCGACCGGCACAUCGACCACAGAGACCAGUACUCUGACCAGCACAUUCACCACAGAGACCAGUACACCAACCACAUUGACCACAGAGACCAGUAUACCGACCAGUACAUCGACCACAGAGACCAGUACACUGACCAGCACAUCCACCACAGAGACCAGUACACCGACCACAUCUACACCGACCAGCACAUUGACCACAGUGACCAGUACACCGACCAGCACAUCAACCACAGUGACCUGUACACCGACCAGCACAUCCACCUCAGUGACCAGUACACCGACCAGUACAUCGACCACAGAGACUAGUACACUAACAACAACAUCGACCACAGUGACCAGUACACCGACCAGUACAUCAACCACAGAGACCAGUACACUGACCAGCCCAUCGACCACAGUGACCAGUACACCAACCAGCACAUCCACCACAGUGACCAGUACACCAACCACAUUGACCACAGAGUCCAGUACACCGACCAGCACAUCGACCACAGUGACCAGUACACCAACCAGCACAUCGACCACAGUGACCAGUACACCGACCAGCACAUCCACCUCAGUGACCAGUACACCGACCACAAUGACCAGUACACCGACCAGUACAUCGACCACAGUGACUAGUACACCGACCAGUACAUCAACCACAGUGACCAGUACACCGACCACAGUGACCAGUACACCGACCAGUACAUCGACCACAGUGACUAGUACACCGACCAGUACAUCAACCACAGUGACCAGUACAUCAACCACAGUGACCAGUACACCGACCACUGUGACCAGUACACCCACCACAUCGACCACAGAGACCAGUACACCGACCACAUUGACCACAGAGACCAGUACACCGACCAGCACAUCGACCACAGUGACCAGUACUCCGACCAGUACAUCAACCACAGUGACCAUAGGCUCUGAGUCCAGUUCAGCUGCCAGUGUGUCUCCCACGGUGACCAACCCAUCAACAAGGACCAGUACAAUCAAGAUUGCCACAGAGUCCAGAUCUCAAGCCACCACAUCAACCACACUGUCAAGCAAGCUGACUGCUACAUCGACCAAACCCACACUGUCCAAUGAGCCGACCAGCACAUCAAUGAUCAGUACAACCAAGAAGAUCACCACGGAGCACAGUAACCACAGAGUCGAGUACAGUGACCAGCAUGAGUCCAGUGACCUGUACGAUGAUCUGUAUUCCAAUCACACAGUCCUCCACACCGGCCAGUGCACCCACCACAUUCUUCAGCACAUUGUGCACUACACUAGGCUCUGUGUCUACUGCAGCCGCCAGUGUGUCUCCCACGGUGACCAACCCAUCAACAAUAAUCAAUACACCAACCAAACUCAUCUCCACCGGCACAUCAACAACAGUGACAAGUACACAAUCCUCAGAGACCAGUUCACUGAACAACACAUUGACCACAGAGUCCAGCUCACCGACCACAGAGUCCAGCUCACCGACCACAGAGUCCAGCUCACCGACCACAGAGUCCAGCGCACUGACCACAGGGUCCAGCGCACUGGCCACAGGGUCCAUCCCAUCAACCACAGGGUCCAUCCCAUUGGCCACAUGGUCCAGCUCAUCGACCACGUGGUCCAGCUCAUCGACCACAUGGUCCAGCACAUCGAACACAGGGUCCAGCACAUCGACUACAGAGUCUAG